Molecule: messenger RNA, 3264 nt
Organism: Frankliniella occidentalis (western flower thrips)
Lineage: Eukaryota; Metazoa; Arthropoda; Insecta; Thysanoptera; Thripidae
Product: calmodulin-A-like
Exons: 1
Coding region: 140-589 (149 amino acids)
Molecular function (GO): calcium ion binding; enzyme regulator activity
Source: RefSeq, a predicted model, not a curated record
GCUCUCGCAGGGUGCCCCUUGCCUCACAGUGACCGGCGGCUAGCCAGCGAUAACGCGCCAGGAGCCCUCCGCGAGAGGCGAGGCGAUGCCGGGCUAGGAGCGUACCGAGCCGCGUGCGUCGCGACAGCCGGUGUCGAGCAUGGCGGAGGCGCUGUCCAAGGAGCAGACGGCCGAGCUCCGCGAGGCCUUCAACCUGUUCGACAAGGAUCACUCGGGCUCCAUCACCAACAAGGAGCUGGGCUACGUCAUGAGGUCGCUGGGCCAGAACCCGACCGAGGCCGAGCUGCAGGACAUGAUCAACGAGGUGGACGUGGACGGCUCCGGGACCAUCGACUUCAGCGAGUUCCUCGCCAUGAUGGCCAAGAAGAUGGGCAGCGGCGACACGGAGGAGGACAUCCGCGAGGCGUUCCGGGUCUUCGACAAGGACGGCAACGGCUACAUCACGGCCACGGAGCUGCGCAUCGCCAUGACCAACCUGGGCGAGAAGCUGACGCACGCCGAGGUGGACGAGAUGAUCGCCGAGGCUGACAAGGACGGCGACGGCCUCAUCAGCUUCGACGAGUUCGUCACCAUGAUGUCGCCCAAGUGACGGCGGCUUCCCCCGCGGUCCCGGGCAGCGCCCGUGGAGCGGGCUCACUUGUUCGCCGUUAUCCCCUGUCGCUGACGGCGCCACCCGAGGGCGGCCACCGGCUGCACCGGUUUUGUUUUUCCCUGUCGCUGACCGAGCGGAAGUCCAGCACACUGUGCGUGUGGGUGUGUGUGAUUGUGCGGCACGAAGGGGUGGGAGCUUCCAACACUUCCAUCCUCGGCGGCGUGUGCAACAAGUGUCAGGCUGACGAGUCCGUCGGCGUCCUUCCCGAGGCCGUCGGGAUGCCGUCGGGUGGCCGAGGUACACCGCCGCGCCACCACCGCCGCGCCUCCGCGCCAUGGCGGCAAAUGGCAGACGUUAGCGUUGGUCCCCGUCCAAGCUCUGUCGGGGCGCGGCGGGGCGCGGCGGGCGUGGCGUCGCCUGGCCGCGCACAAGGCCCCGCUGUACGGGGUCAAUUAAUUAAAGGUAGAGGGUUCAGUGUCGCGUCGCAAAGAGCGUCUGGCAGAGUGUGUCAAACGCGAGCGCACGUCUGCACUGCAUGUCCAGAGUGAGGAACAGGGCUUCGAUUAGUUUCGAGUAAUUUCUCAUCGGAUCAACCCUGUUUCAAACGACCAGACGAGAGAAUAAGGGGGCAUUAGUUAGGUAGGAUAUAUUGCAAUCAAUAAGGAGAAACGUUGUACUAGUUUAAAAUUAGGGUAUCUUCAGUGUUCGUGCGAGAUUAUUUGUGCAGGUCAUGAAAGAAAUUAGGUGGAAGUCGGUGAUUUCUUGAUUUUACUUGUCCCAUGAAACGGAAACAUCAUUAUCGUCAGGCAGCAGAUUAAAUAUACAUUGUUGUUUUGUUUGUUGUCGCUGCUCUGCUCCGCUCUGCGCUGCCCGCCACCCCCGACAGUGGCGUCCAUUAGCCCGGGCCGCUGCUUCAUUUCGCGCUCGGCCGGCUCCGUGUUGAGCUGGAAAUUUAAUUACCGCCGGCGAUGUUGUGCGACAGAAAUAAAUUCCGACAGAGUACAAUAAGCCCCCGCGGCCUCACGGCGGCCUCGGGACUGCGGUCCGCAGGCGGUCUCGGCUCGGGAAUCUAAUUGGCUUUGGAGUGACGGCCGGGAAACAACUCUCAGGGGAGGGGAGGGGGAUGGGGGAGGGAGAGACUUGUUAUAACAUAGGAGACAGGUGGUGCUCCAGUGUCCUGUUUCCCUUUGGCGGUGCGUAUUCAUUUAACGAUCCUUCCGGUGGUCGCAGACAAACCGAACAAAUAUAAUAAUAAUAAUAAAAAAAAUAAUACUAUAUACCCUAUCUCGUCCGUGGGUGUAGUCUGUGUUUGUACGCUGUACGCGUGCGCGCCUGUUAUUGGAUGUAUUUAUUUUGGAAAGCGAUCGAGUAUCGGGAAACAGGAGACGGGAGGGGAGGAGAGGGGUGGCCCCUCCUUCCGGUUUUCCCAAGGGAACUUUAACUUUGUUCCGUCGCCAAAAUUUACGCUCUACUCUUUUGUUUGUUGGAGAACUGUCGCCUCACUUCACACUUGCCGCUAAGAAUUUGGCAAUCGCUGAGAUGGAUGGCGGAUGCGACCCUGAUAAAUGGUGGCCCCGCAUGUGUGGCUGGCCCGCGUCUCUCUCUCUCUCUCUCUCUCCCUUUCUGUCGUUCUGUGGCGCGGGGCGGCCGACCAAUGACGUCAGCUCGCUAUGUAAACAAUCCUGCGUUAAAUAGCACGUCUCUCUACUCGCAAAGUAAAGAGGAGGUGGUGAUCAAAAGAGUGGGGGUGGCAAGAGAGUCAGUAGUAUUGUUAUCGCACGUUGUAGUUUUUGUUAUUUAUUGGUAGGUUCUUUUAUUCCAUUAUGUCUCUGAUUGUUGUAUAUAUUAUUGCUAAAAAAAUGUCAGUCUCACAACUGUAACAUUCCUACCGUAUUUUUAACAGAGUUGUGGUGCUAGUGUGGCUGCGCCAAGGCAUUUUCUGUUGCCUGAUAGUUAUACUGUGUGGUCUUGGACUCUGCUGUUGCUAAACGUUAGGAUUUCUCUGGGGAUUUUUUAAUAAACUAGCAGUAAAAUUGAUUAGGAUUUCAAGGGUUCCCCAAAGGUUAUAUCAACGGCUAUAGGUAGAAGUAAGUGGGACUUAUUUACAGUAUCGAGAAAUCUAGGGAGAUCUCAAGAACUGCAGUGAUACGGCGAUCAGUUUAGCGAGAAAAAUGCAAAUAAAUUUAUUUCAUUGAAAAAAGAUAAAAGGCUACGAAAGUGUUCAUGGCGAAAGUCCAAAGUAGAUAGUUAAAAUAAAAACCCCAAGUGCUUCUUGGCACAUUACUAUUAAAUUUGACGUUUACUCAAAAAUGAGAUCGCAACAUUGCUUGUGUUGUAAUAAUAUAAUUAACUCCCCUUUAAAUCUAUUGUUGAACUUAUCCCACCUUUACAAGAUUUGCCUGUGAUAUUCUAUAAGAUUUUACUGAGGCUUGUGAUUUGUUUGUAAUUAGUGUUGCACCUUUGGUUGCACCGUUGCACCCCUCACUGCUCAUAAGUGUAUCUUUCACUUUAUAACCAUGUAGAUGAAUAUUUCGAAAACUGCUCCCAUCAAACCUUUGAUAGAACCAGUCCCUUGAUCAGUGUGUUAGUGUAUUACUUUAACAUGAUUAAGCACCGCAUAUAUACGUAAUUAGUUUAUACUACUAUGUUAAAUAAUAAAUGUAAACUCUUCA